AUGAACAACUUCAGUGGCUCCCCCAUCCCAGACUUCAUUGGCUCUCUUACCAACCUUGAAUACCUUAAUCUCUCUAAUGCCGGAUUCAAAGGAAUCAUUCCUCAUACCCUUGGAAACCUGUCACGCUUGUACUACUUUGACCUUAACUCCAAAGCAUCCUCUAUAGUCCCUUAUGUUGAUGACCUCCAUUGGCUCUCUGGAAUGACAUCUUUGCAUCACCUUGACUUGAGUGGAGUGGACCUAUCUAACGUGCAUGCUUGGCUUCAUGAUAUUAAUAUGCUCCCUUCUCUACUUGUCUUGAAACUCUCUGAUGCUCGACUCCAAGCUGAUGCUGGUGUCUUGAGCUUGUCUUUUAACCUUUUUGAAGGAGUAAUUCCAGAGUCCUUGGGAAAUCUUGGUAGCUUGGAGAGACUUGAUUUGUCACAAAAUAAUCUGAAUGGUAGCAUUCCGGAAUCUCUUUGCAAUCUUACAAAUUUAGUUUACUUUGAUUUGUAUUAUAAUAAGAUUGGAAAGUUGCCAAAGACCAUUGGGAGGCUGCAGAAGUUGGAGGAGUUUCAUUUGUCCAUAAACAAAGUUCAAGGAUUGAUACCUGCAAGCAUUGGGGAUCUAAGAAACCUGCAAUACUUGGAUUUGUCAGAUAAUAUGAUCACUGGAGAGAUUCCCGAAUCCUUUGGUAAUCUCACACUUCUGCAGCAUUUUGAUGGGGCAGGAAAUAAUUUCAGCGGCAAAUUGCCUGAAACAAUAGGGAAUCUUAUUCACCUGCAGAUUCUAAAUUUAUCCGGAAAUAUGAUGCAAGGAAAGUUACCAGAGAGUCUUGGAAAUCUUAGCCAAUUGCAGCAGUUUAGAAUGGGGGGCAAUGACAUCACAGGAGGUAUACCAGAAUCUGUAGAAAACCUCUCUAGCUUGUUUGUGCUUGAUUUAUCCGAGAACAACAUCAAUGGAACAUUGCCAAAAGGCAUGAGGAAUUUAUGCAAGUUACAGAUCUUAGAUUUUACAAGGAAUUUUAUCAGUGGAGGCAUUCAUGAUCUUGUUGAUGGAUUGUCUAAAUGCAGGGAGAACAAGAAUGGCUCACAUUCAGAAAGUAGUGAGGGUAUGAACACAUUGUCUCUGGGAAACAACAAGCUGAAUGGAACAAUUCCAGAGAAUAUAGGCCAAUUAUCUAAACUGAGUUUCCUGGGUCUCCCUUCAAAUUCGUUGACGGGUGUCUUAACUGAAUCUCAUUUUUGCUAA
This is a messenger RNA of Dioscorea cayenensis subsp. rotundata (Guinea yam), 1230 nucleotides long. Its product is annotated as probable LRR receptor-like serine/threonine-protein kinase At4g36180. Gene Ontology annotation, molecular function: protein binding. The record is from RefSeq and is a predicted model, not a curated record. The transcript has 2 exons. Lineage: Eukaryota; Viridiplantae; Streptophyta; Magnoliopsida; Dioscoreales; Dioscoreaceae. Bases 1 to 1230 code for a protein of 409 amino acids.